Molecule: messenger RNA, 375 nt
Organism: Scutellospora calospora
Lineage: Eukaryota; Fungi; Glomeromycota; Glomeromycetes; Diversisporales; Gigasporaceae
Source: the annotation of a GenBank genome assembly
AUGACUACAGAAAAUAAAAAAAUUCCAAAAAGAAAAUACGAUGAUAAUGAAAAAUCAUAUGAAUCUGAUGAUACUUUAUCAGGUUCUGAAACUAUUAUAAGAAAAAAAAUAUUAAAUGAUUUACAAAAAGAACGUAUUCAAUAUGAAACUAAUAGAGAUAAUGCAGAUAGAGAACAACGUGAAAAAGAAAGUCUUCGUAAAGUUGAAGAAAAUAAUCGUCAAUUAGAACAACGUGAAAAAGAAAGCCUUCGUCAAGUCAAACAACAUGAAGAAAAUUUACAACAACGUGAAAUGGAAAGUAAAAGAUUUUAUAAUAGUAUAUCAGAAUUUUUUGUUCUUUCUUCUUUUAUAAUUCCUUUUAUAUGUUGUGUAUAA